CCAAAACUCAAACUCUGUUUUACAAACAAGGAAAGACUCCUCUCCUCCCCUGCCUCCAGCACCACAAACGACCGCCAACAGCGAAAAAUGAAGACACACAACUCCUCCUCCUCCUCCUCCUCCUUUUCCGAAACUACGCCGGCCGGCCACCAGAAUUCUUUUUCAGCCUACGCCCUCUCCAAAUCUGCAGCAGCCCACUCAACAGGAGACACCUUCGACAUCGACGACGAACCCACUCUCCACUUUCCUUCUAUUUCUACCUUUGUCGCUCCUCCACCUCUUCCACCAUCCACUAGAGACUCUGCCAACCACAACAACUCCGCCAAGUUCAAAUCUCCAUCACAUCCUUCUCGUCGUCAGUCGAGGCGGGUGGACUUAGCGGCGGCUCGGAGAGACUACGAGCAGUGCAGAACAGAGGCCCUGAAAACAGAGCUCAAAACUAGGCUGAAUUGCUCCAUUGUGAGGCGACUGAAGGAGCUGUCAGAGAUGGAAGCGACGAGCAACGUGGGCAUUGAGAUUGCCGACUCGGUU
Molecule: messenger RNA, 531 nt
Organism: Linum tenue
Lineage: Eukaryota; Viridiplantae; Streptophyta; Magnoliopsida; Malpighiales; Linaceae
Source: the annotation of a GenBank genome assembly